Molecule: messenger RNA, 570 nt
Organism: Coccomyxa subellipsoidea C-169
Lineage: Eukaryota; Viridiplantae; Chlorophyta; Trebouxiophyceae; Coccomyxaceae
Product: Prp18-domain-containing protein
Exons: 3
Coding region: 1-570 (189 amino acids)
Biological process (GO): generation of catalytic spliceosome for second transesterification step; RNA splicing
Cellular component (GO): U4/U6 x U5 tri-snRNP complex; U2-type post-spliceosomal complex; U5 snRNP
Source: RefSeq, a predicted model, not a curated record
AUGUUUCCUAAUGGCUGCAGGUACUUCAAGCAAUGGUGCAAGGAAUGGGGCGAAGAUUUGGAUCGGCGGCCAGAGGCGGUGAAAAAGACUGGCGGAGGCAACCAGGCGACAAUACAGUACCAGCAGACAAUGACUUUCAUCAAGCCGCUGUAUAAGCAGCUGAAGCAGAAGCUGGUGCAUCCUGAGAUGGUUGCCGGGCUGUACAUGAUCGUGCAGGCUAUCAAGCAGCGCAACUACCUGCACGCCUACGAUGUGUACAUGCGCCUCGCCAUCGGGAACAACCCCUGGCCCAUUGGGGUGACGAGCGUGGGCAUCCACGAGCGGUCGGCGCGCGAAAAGAUUUCCCACGUCAUGAACGGCGGCGCGCACAUCAUGAACGACGAGGCCACGCGCAAGUACCUGCAGGCCGUCAAGCGCCUGCUUACCUUUGUGCAGCGCGCGUACCCGACCGACCCCUCCCGCUCCAUCGACUUUGACGGGUUCCGAGACGCCGGCCGCGGCGCCGCCGGCUCCGGCAGUGACAAACAGGUGCCCCUGCAUUCCUCUUUGUGCAGCUGCCCUGGUUUGUAA